AUAAAUAAAUCGCUAAAUUUUGGGGAAAUAAAACAAAACAGCAACACAGGUCGUAAACGACGCCGGACCAGCAUGGCCGGUCGCAACCGCCUUCCACCGCAGUCAUCCUUAGCCCGCGCCAUCCCCGAACGCCACAUCACUCACCACCACCACCUCGAAGACCGAAUCUCCAUCCAACACCGCGAGAUCCAAUCACUCCUUCUCGACAACCAACGCCUAGCCGCCACCCAUGUGGCGCUCAAGCAGGACCUAGCCCUUGCCCAGCAAGAGCUCCGCCACCUAUCCGCGGCCGCUGCCAACGUCAAAGCCGAGAGGGACCCCGAGGUGAGGGAGGUCUACGAGAGGUCACUGAAGAUGAACGCCGAAGCGCGCGCCUUUGACGCGAUGAGUGCGGAGCUAGCUCACGUACGGGCUGACGUACAGAAGUUUGCGGUGGACCGUCAGGAGCUAACGGCUCAAUUGGAGGCGGUCAACAAUAAGUUAGCCAAAGCAAGAGCGGAGACGAAGCAAGCGGCGGUAAUUAAGGCUGAGAUGGAAACCGUACGCCAAGAAAUUCACAAAGGAAGGUCUGCUAUUGAACUUGAAAAGAAGACGCAUGCUAGUAACCUUGAACAACGUCAGAUAUUGGAGAAGAAUAUAAUCCUUGUGACUCGGGAAACAGAAAAACUACACGCAGAACUUGCUAAUGCAGAGAAGAAAGCAAGGGCGGCAGCUGCAGCUAACCCAAGCCCUGCAUAUAAUGGAAACUAUAAAAUUGUUGAUACCAAGUAUGGAGGAAGUUCGUACCCUGAUACGUAUUCCAUGCCUCUGGCUGCUGCUGGUCCGGAAUCUGUUCCUGGGACGAGAUUCACAGUUGCUUUUGAGGGCCAAGGAUCCCAUACACCUUAUGAGAAUCAAACUGGUAAAAAAUUUGUGCUGAAUUCAGAACCAAUUUCUACCGUUCCAAACAGUAAAUCCGAGUAGUUCAUUUA
This is a messenger RNA of Theobroma umbraticum, 971 nucleotides long. Its product is annotated as protein FLC EXPRESSOR. Lineage: Eukaryota; Viridiplantae; Streptophyta; Magnoliopsida; Malvales; Malvaceae. The record is from RefSeq and is a predicted model, not a curated record.